ACCCAUCACUCCCCAGCACCAUCACCUCUCUCGCUACACCCAUCACUCCCCAGCACCAUCACCUCUCUCGCUACACCCAUCACUACCCAUCACCUCUCUCGCUACACCCAUCACUCCACAGCACCAUCACCUCUCUCGCUACACCCAUCACUCCACAGCACCAUCACCUCUCUCGCUACACCCACCACUCCACAGCACCAUCACCUCUCUCGCUACACCCAUCACUCCCCAUCACCUCUCUCGCUACACCCAUCACUACCCAGCACCAUCACCUCUCUCGCUACACCCAUCACUCCACAGCACCAUCACCUCUCUCGCUACACCCAUCACUACCCAGCACCAUCACCUCUCGCUACACCCAUCACUCCCCAGCACCAUCACCAUCAUUCGCAUAGCUACAGGCUGCGCGAUUCGUCUUCCGCAACAGCCACACACCGCACAGAAAACUUACACACACACAACACCAACACGCGUAACUCAAUCAUCCCGCAUCUCCUCCACUUGGAGUUGAUUCCAGGCGUAGCCAUUACGCAAUCAUCGCCAUCACCAUCGUCAACAGUGACGACCACCAUCACGUGGAUAGCCAAAAUCACGACCAGCACCAUCACCACCGUUUAUUAACAUCACUACACUUACCACCAUCACUACUGUUACUGUUGUAACUUAUUACCAUCCAGUCAUCGCAACCACUCUCCCACUUAUCAAUCACGACUAUUAUCACCCCAUCCACUAUUUGACCAUCAUCGUUAACAUCAUCAUCAGCACCCCUGCCUCCCAAUUUACCCGCCUGUCAAGUCCACCACCAUCCACGACGUUUAAACUGACCAUCACCACCAUCACCCAACCCGACUAUCACCAUCUCCUACAACCCAUCAUCCACGACCCCAAGUCUACGACCACCACCCAAACCACGUCGCCGCCACUGCACCACCCAGCACCACUCACCACUAUCACCCAGCACCACCAAACACCACCACCCAGUUCCCAGCACCACUCUACACCACAAUUACCUCCCACUACCACCCACCACCACCUGCUGGCACCACCACCGCCGCUGCCCGCGUCGUCUCGGCGCGCACGGAGGCCGCGCUGCUGUCGCCGGGCGGGGCUCCUCGCGAUGCCGCAGCUCGAGCCGCUGGGAGCAGCAGCAGCAGGAUGGUGGUGGUGGUGGUUGUUGGCAGCUGGCUGUGUCGUGGCGCUGGGGGCCGCCCGCUGGCGCUGGGGGCAACAGCGCGGUCUGCGGGGGGGUCGGGAACCCGGGACUCGACGUUCCGCGGGGGGCCGCGGACACGGGGCCACCGCGCACGCGUGCGUCGAGACGAACCGCACUGGAGACAUCGGGAACGACGCGUACCGACCGGGUGACGGGACCGACCUGCAGAGACGCAGCACCCUCAGCCCCGAUGGCUGCAGGAAACCCCCAGAGAGGUUUUCCCUCGCCAGGAAAGCCCCGGAGAGAUGCAGCGAGGCCGCUCACCCGGCCAUCGCGGGGCCUAGACGCGACGAUGGACCACUGACUGCCGUGGUCUCAACAGCCGGCACCGGUGGCAUUAACGGUGGUAGUGCUGCCAGUAGCAUCAUCAAAGUUCCCAGUAGCACUACCAGUAGCACCAACAUCACCAGCAAAGUUCCUGGUAGCGCUUCCAGUAGCACCAGCAGCACCAGCAUAGUUCCCAGUUGUGCUGCCAGUAGCACCAGCAGCACCAGCAAGGGUCUCACUAGUGCUGCAAGUGCUACUACCAGCAGAACCAGCAAAAUUCCCAAUAGCACUGCCAGUAGCACCAGCAGCACCGGCAAAGUUCCCAAUAGCGCUACCAGUAGCACCAGCAGCACCAGCAGCACCAGCAAAGUUCCCGGUAGCACUUCCAGUAGCACCAGCAAAAUUCCCAAUAGCACUGCCAGUAGCACCAGCAGCACCGGCAAAGUUCCAAGUAGCGCUUCUAGUAGCACCAGCAACACCAGCAAAGUUCCCAAUAGUACUGCCAUUACUACUAAUAGCACCAGCAGCACCAGCAAAGUUCCCAAUAGCGCUGCCAGUAGCGCCAGCAGCACCAGCAAGGUUCUCAGUAGCGCUGCCAGUACUACUGCCAGUACUACUGCCAGCACCAGCAAAGUUCCUAAUAGCGCUGCCAAUAGUGCCAGCAGCACCAGCAAAGUUCCCAAUAGUACUGCCAUUACUACUAACAGCACCAGCAAAGUUCCUAAUAGCGCUGCCAGUAGCGCCAGCAGCACCAGCAAGAUUCUCAGUAGCGCUGCCAGUACUACUGCCAGUACUACUGCCAGCACCAGCAAAGUUCCCAAUAGCGCUGCAAGUAGCACCAACGGCACCAGCAAAGUUCCCAAUAGCACUGCCCUUAGCGCCAGCAGCACCAGAAAAGUUCCCAGUAGCGCUACCAGUAGCACCAGUAGCACCAGCAAUGGUCUCACUAGUGCUGCCAGUACUACUACCAGCACCAGCAGCACCAGAAAAGUUCCCAGUAGCGCUGGCAGUAGCACCAGCAGCACCAGCAACGUUCUUAGUAGCACUGCCAGCAGUACCAGCAAAGUUAUCAGUAGUGCUGCCAAUAGUUCUACCAGCAUCAGCAGUAGUAGCAGGAUCAGCAGCGGCAGGAUUGAGGAGGUGGUGUUGGCAGAAGGCAGCUUUAAUGUAUCCGAGGCUUCUUUGUGGAAGCCUGCUCCUGCACAAGGCAUGGGGAGGAAAACGACGGACAAAAGUGUCACCAUGGAGCGAGGGCAGGAUGAAGAGUCGACAGCAGGGGAGGAAGAGACCGGGAGGAAAGGAAGCAGUGAUGAGGAGAAGAAGGAGGAGGAGGCGGGACAGAGAAGACAAGCAAAGAGCGUGUCUGGUGAGGCAGUGUCAGAAGACAUGGGGAAGAGAGGCAGCAAUGGUGACGACGAUGGUGGUGGUUGUGACAAUAGUGGUUGGGUAAAGCAUGACCAGGAGAUGGGAGUGACCAUUGCUAGCUCGGAGAGUGAGGAGCAAGAGGAGGGGGAAGAAGAGGAGGUGGAUGAAGAUGUAGUGACAGAAGAGGAGGACGAUGGUGAAGAGGCGGUGACAGAAGAAGAUGAUGAGGAAGAGGCAGUGACUGAAGAGGAGGAUGAGGAGGGAGAAGGGUCUGUGGAUGAGGAGUCUGGGACAGAGAAAGGCGACGACUCUGACGAUGAGCGUGAGAAUUCCUCCAGUGACAGCGCCAGGGUGGAUGCCUCAUCUGACAGCGCCAGGCCGGAGGGGGUAACCGUGACAGCUGUGGUUGCUCGGAAGGGUAAUGUCGCCAAGGCAAGCGAGGCAUGUGGCGUAACUUUGGAAACAAAGGUCAUCAAGGUGAUAGAGGUAACUGAGGCAACUGAGGUUAUCGUGAAAACUGAGGCGAAGGAUAAUGCAGCUCUGGUCUCCAAGGUAACUAAGCAAAUAGCCGUCAAUGUGGCAGUGAAGGUAACUAAAGUGAAAAAAGGCGAGGUGACCCAUGUUCUAGAAGUAAAUAAGGUAACCAAGGCACCGGGCGUAACCAUGGCUAAGCUGGUGACCGAGGUUGCUGAAGCAAAGAUAAUGCCAGAAGUAACCGAGGAAACGGAGGUGACAGAGGUAACCAAGGUAACUAGGUCAUCGGAGGAUGGCAAGACGGCCGAGGAGAGCAAUGCGGAGAUGGAUGUAAACACGGAAACUGAAGAAAUUGGGGUUGCCGUGGCAGCUGAAGAUGAAGAGGGUGCUGGAGGAGAGAGCGCUUUGAACGAAGAGGACAUGGAGGAGGAGAGUGGAGGAGAGAUCCAGGGAUCUGCCAGCAAGAAACACGGUGCCGUGGGGGGGAGGGAGGUGGAGGCGAAGAAAGCGAGGGUGGAGAAGGAGGAGGAGGGAGCAGAGGGACCGGCAGGGGGUGAAGAGGAGGAUGAGGAGGAGGUUCCAGCAGAGCCGCCUGUACCAGCCAUCAUCGAAGACUCUCCACCCCCCCCUGCUCCCUUCGAUCACCGCAUCGUGUCUCCCCGUUCCAUCACCGUGGGAACCUACUUCUCCCUCAGCCACUCGGACGUCCUGGGAGGAGGCCGCUUUGGCCGGGUGAUGAGGUGCCAGGAGAAGUCGUCGGGACUGACGCUGGCAGCCAAGGUCAUCCGCGUGAAAAGCCCCAAGGAGAAGGAGGAGGUAAAGAAUGAGAUCAACAUCAUGAACCAACUGAACCACGUCAACCUCGUGCAGCUCUUCGAUGCCUACGAGUCUCGCUCGGACAUCACCCUCAUCAUGGAGUAUGUGGAGGGCGGAGAGCUCUUCAACCGCAUCAUCGACCAGAGCGGGCUCUCCGAGCUCGACACCGUGCUGUUCGUGCGGCAGAUCUGCGAGGGAGUGCACUACAUGCACCAGCAGUAUAUCCUGCACCUCGACCUCAAGCCAGAAAACAUCUUGUGCUUGAGUAGAUGGGGCUACCAGAUUAAGAUAAUUGACUUUGGACUUGCACGCAGGUACAAGCCACGGGAGAAGCUGAAGGUCAGCUUUGGGACGUCUGAAUUCCUGGCACCUGAAGUCGUCAACUAUGAGUUUGUGUCUUUCCCGACCGACAUGUGGAGCGUGGGAGUCAUCACCUACAUGCUCCUCAGUGGCCUCUCUCCAUUCCUGGGCGAAGAUGAGAGUGAGACACUGAACAACAUCGUUACCUCCAACUGGGAGUUUGAUGGGGAGGUGUUUAGCGAGGUGUCUGAAGACGCAAAGGACUUCAUUACGAACCUCCUUGUCAAGGGGAAGGGGUGGCGGCUGAGUGCCAAGGGGGCCUUGCAACACCAAUGGCUUCUGAAGAGCAACCUGCACAGCCGCCUCACCAAACAGCUGCAAGGGAAGAGGGGGUCUCUGACUCAAGCCACAUUGCCGGUGUUUCCCAGAAGCCUGACCCCUUAACACAACCAUCUGCUCAGCCAAAGAGUCGCGUGGAGGACGGCCUGUGUAGCAUCACGCAAGCCUCGGAUUCACCGAGACCCGAGGACUUGCAUCACGACCCGGAAACUUGCAUAAAUUUACACGGACCCAUAGAUUGACAUAUAGACCCAUAGAUUUAUAUAGAGACCCAUAAAACUUACAUAGAUAACCAUAGAUGGAUUGGUGGCAGAGUGAUUAGCUCACUGCACUAUGGACCUAGCAAAUUCAGUUCGAUUUACAACUAUGACUAACAUCAGUGGUAACAUAAUAUAAACACAUUAUUGAUUAAUUAAAAUUACAAUACAUAAGAGGGAUGAAAAUCUGAUAUUACCGAUAUUAAAAAGACAUAGACAUACAGAGAUACCGAUAGACUUCAUAGAUAUCCACAGACUCAGAAGAAACCUGUAGACUGGCGAGACCUCAUAGACUUACACAGAGACCCAUGGGCCUGCCUUCACGUCUCUUCAGCAUCCAAUGUCUGGGUCAGAAUGUGUUUUGUAAUGUAAAACAAAUGCAAUAUAAUUCCAUGUGAGAGGAGCAAGGUGGUACAGCCAGUAGGCUGUCGAUGAUUUGCGUGUGUUUGAAUGUUGUACACCGAUGGCAGCAAAGCGCCGUAUGGGUCAGGAUCCCCGUACGUCACCAUUGCCGUUACAUCCCUGGACAGCCUUGGUCAAAGUGGCCUUCAAGCCCUCUCCACUCAAACCACUUGCGGUGUGCGGUGACCGCGUGCGCGACGCGGUGUUGGUGACUGCACACUCCCCUGUUCACGAGAACACGUCCGCAAGUGUUGCCGUGUUCGAGGCGAAUCGUAAGAUGUGUGGGUUGCGGCUGCUGGCUCGUUCAGACCGGUUUCGUGUUAUUUUCUGUAUCUGCACCAUCGUACCGUAGUUCGUCGUCGUGUAACAAUGGCAGCUCAGCGGUCGACCGAGCGGCUCGGGUCAGAAGGUUGCGAGUUCAAAAUGUUUGGGCUGUGACCAUCUAGUCCAGUGUUUUCGACUAGUUUUCAGAGGGGGGGCCACUUUUGCCAAUAAGACAUCAUCAGUGAGAGGGCCGCCACAUUUGAAACCAUUGGGGGUUUGCCAGCAGCACGAUGACGGGGGGUGUUGUCACGUGUUGUGUCUUGUUGGGGGCCGCACUAAAGGCCACCAGGGAUCGCCAGUGGCCCACGGGCCUUGCAAUGAAGAACACCGGUCUAGCCCCUUUAUCAGAAACCCAGUUUCUUGCUCUGCUUAUUUAGCAAGUUGGGAUUUGUUGUCAUUGCAGCCCUGAUAUGUGUUUUAUUCAUUGUAUGUGCCAAUGUGUUGCUGUGAUUGUGUUGUAAUUGUGUUUAUGCAUGAAAUGUGAUUGGGCAGGGAGCCGAACUACAAACACCGCCUUCUGUGGUUGUCAAUAAUAAUACUGAUGAUGACGAUGUCCUUGGUUCAUCCAGGAACGACUUGUAUUGUACUUGAAUAGGCUCCAUGGCUGACACCAUGGGGAGGGCUUCAUACAGCAGUGGAUUGAAAUAGCAGUAGACAGUACUGUUAUUCAAGUGGUCUUGACUCAAACGAACAAAUAAAUAGGAGAGCUAAGCAAUAUAAACCCUUUUCCGAAGCAUCUCAAGAUCAGGUCAUGAUGUGUUCAUAAUAAGCCCACUCAUGCAGCACUCGUGUCAGUAGACUACAGCUGCAGCCCUUUUGCCAAUCCACCGCUGGAUGAAGGCUCCCCACUCUGUGUUGCUCAUAGGGGUGGUUUGACCAUACAUCACCACAGUGGUCAGUGCAGAUUGAAAAUAGGAGUCCAGGGCAGCUUCAGAUAUCACUCAUCACAUGUUAGCCGUGGCUGGCAGUCAAACCGAGGUAGCCACCUCUCCAUGAAUCAUAAGGAUACAAUGUUAUUGACAAAAUUGAAUUAAUUUAUCUUCCAAUUGUGAACCAAGUGGCUUUCCUGGGUAACAUAUCAUGAUUGUUGUAUAAAGAAAUCCCCCCUGGUGAAGGAUUUGCUUGUGUUGGUGAGAUCGUUCACUGGAUCACGAGUGCGUCUGUGCACGGAACUUAGUACCCUGUAGAACGUGGAAUGGACGUGGCUCUAGGCACCAACAUCGUGGCCACUCGAGGCAACGCUUCAUGCGUGUCCUGUAGAGGCGCAUCUUUAACAGAAACAGUGUUCUCAUGGUCCUGUUCUCUCGUUUACCGAGUUUCACAACUCGUGCGAGGCCGCGUGUCCACAAGCGUCCUGCUUGUGUUUUUUUGAGUUGUGUCUUAUUUAAGCAUAGUUAUACAGAUGUUCACGUCAACAUUGUCAAGGGGAGUUAUUUAUCACGAUAACGCUGGGGUAGUGUGGGGUCCCUGUUGUGGGCCAGUGUGCGAGUUUCCCUGUUGGUGUCGUGCCGUGUGGCUGUGUCGAUUUGCAUGCCCCGAAUUCUAUAGAUGUCAUAUUUUGCGUGCUAUUUUAUUGAAUUUGGUUGAUUUUUUGUUUCAAGUUUUCCUUCUGUGAAGGUUUUUAAUCAAACAAUUCUGAAUGCUAUUUACAAACCGUACACAUGAACGCAUACAUAUGUGCAUCAACAUGUCCACCUUAUGCACACGCACCGCAUACGUACAUGCACUUGUAUCGGAGGUCAUGAGUGGUAACUGAUGCUAAUGUAAUACAUGACACAAAAUCAUAAUGCUGGAGAGUUUAUAAGUAACAAAAUACAAAAAAUGUACACAUCCCAUCAGCCACACGAUCCAAUGGAAGUCCAUCAUUUGAGCAGCAUUGGUUCAACACAAGCAAAAUUUAGACCGAUUUUUCAUAUUCAGUUUAUGGGCAAGGGUCCUCUGUUAGUUCUGGUCUUUGUGAGUUUUUGGAUAUUCGUUUGAACAAUGUGAUGUAUACUGGCCAGGGGUCGGUAAAACAAGCUCAAUAUUUAAAGAGCCGCAAUGCAUGUGAAUACAAAGACGGCCCUGAAUGAAUCACGUCAAACCAUGUAUUUUUUAUUAAUCACUAUUUUAAGAACAGCACACGCACAAUAACUUGUCGCAUUUCAAAUAAUUGUUGGGCUUUUAGACGUUCACCAUUUAUCGAAAAGAAUUAGGAGGGUGUUUUUACUUUGCAUUAUUGUGUCGAGAGCCACGAAGUAGUCCUCAAAGAGCCGCCGCACGCGGCUCCGGAGCCACAGGUUGCCCACCCCUGAUGCAGGCGAAUAGAAAGUUGGCAAAUCUCAAGCAACUACUGUUUCACACAUGCUAACACGCUUACACACGGACAACAGGUGAUUUUGCUCACACACAUAUACAUUUACACCAGCCUGUAGCUGUACUUGUUGAUGAUAUGGACAGGAGUAUUAGCAAAAGUGCAAUCUUUACGUUGUUGCUUUGCACCAUUACAUAUUUUCACGUUAAUUUAUUUCUAAUAUCUGUGAUUAUAUGGAUCCCCGUCAAACAAAUGUGCAAUUUCCAUCAGCUGAUGGCUCGGAUGACUGCAUUUGUUUCAAAUGAAACGCGUUCAUUUUUCAUAACCUAAAGAAAUUUCACAAAGUGGCUUAUGGAAUUCAUUUGUACAAAAUAGUGAAGUUUUUUUUAAUACACAAAGGUUAUAUGCCGUAUUUGGAAUGUUUAAACCACUUAUCUCCCCAGGAGAUACGCAUGGGUCAAAACAGUAGACAAUAGGCAUGCAUAAAUGCGGACAGCUCCGUCUCCCCACUUUGGCAAAGUUGUUCUGGAGAUCUCACUCUUGCCGCUUGGCCGUUUCCAAAGCUCCAGGAGAACGGAGAGAGGGUGACCCCUGCCGAGUGGCUCAGCGGCAGGGCAAGCAGCUCUCAGCCAGAAAGUCGCGAAUUAAACAUCCGGUUGGUUGGGGGGGGCGGGGGUUGACUCAGCCCACAAUCCUUCCAGGGUCGAGAAAAUGAGAUGCCACACUUUGUGUGGAAGGAAGUUAACAAUGAUUGUCCUACGAGAGACUCUGAAUGUGGAUUUCCACCACGGCUCAGGGCUGUGAAUAGGAGAUGAGCGCUGCCUCAAUUCACGUGAGCAGCAGGACACCACUUUGACUUUUUUUUUGCGAAAGUCCAUUUCCAAAAACUUCAGAAUCAUCGCGACUCACUCAGCCCAGGGCUGCGCACGGUGCCUUAGAUGCGGGUGGGACCGUUUGCUGGGAAAUGAUGUAGCCAGCAAAUGGUGGCUUCUGUUGAAUUGUAAAUUAAAAGCGACCUGGAUUGCUU
Molecule: messenger RNA, 9077 nt
Organism: Lethenteron reissneri (Far Eastern brook lamprey)
Lineage: Eukaryota; Metazoa; Chordata; Hyperoartia; Petromyzontiformes; Petromyzontidae
Product: serine-rich adhesin for platelets-like
Biological process (GO): intracellular signal transduction; protein phosphorylation; positive regulation of apoptotic process
Cellular component (GO): nucleus
Molecular function (GO): protein serine/threonine kinase activity; ATP binding
Source: RefSeq, a predicted model, not a curated record